This is a messenger RNA of Exserohilum turcica Et28A, 951 nucleotides long. RefSeq lists its product as uncharacterized. The transcript has 3 exons. NCBI's taxonomy places the organism in Eukaryota, Fungi, Ascomycota, Dothideomycetes, Pleosporales, Pleosporaceae. The record is from RefSeq and is a predicted model, not a curated record. Bases 1 to 951 code for a protein of 316 amino acids.
AUGCGGAUACCCCAGUCGUAUAUCCAGAAAUGCAAGGUCGUCGCGCAUUGCUUCCAGGCCAUAUUCGUCUUUAUCGCGGCAUGCCUGACCAUUGCUGUUAUGACCAAGGAUGGAGAUAUCGGCGGCGGCACUAGGUACUUUUUCAUCAUGUGCUUCCUGUCCAUACCCGCCAUCAUCUACCUCACAAUGGUGCCCAUGUGGUCGCGCGCCCAGCGAUUUGCCUCUGCCUACGCCUUCCUCGCCCUCGACGUCCUGUACACGAUCCUCUGGUUUGCAGCCUUUGUCUCGGUUGCUGUGUGGAACUCGGAAGGCAUCACUGAAGGUGCCAAGAAGGCAAAGAUACCAGACAAUGACCGGAACUGCUCGACUUUCUUGUAUGGCGACGAGGCCAAGUGCAGCGUCAGUAAGGCGUCGGUCGGAAUCGGCGUCAUGGUAUUCAUCUUCUUCGCCAUAACCACCGCCAUAUCCGGCUACUACUUGCACAAGUUCCUCCGCGAAGGCGUCAUGCCGUACCAGUCAUCGUCCCAGGACCCCCACUACGCCAGCGGAGACUCUGCCUACAACAACUCCAAGGAUGCCGCCUGGUCCACGGAAAUCGAGACGGCACACGGCCGCGACUCGAGCGAUUCGCUCGACCAGCGCACGGAACACGGCGGAAACCAGCAGGAAGACGAGUAUGCUUUGCUGAAUUCGACGGAGACGGACGAGGGCCGACACCCGGGCCGACCGCUGAGCUGGGGCGAGGGACGAACUGCUCCACCGUAUGCCGACUACAGCAGAGAAGACCGGGGCAGCAUUGCUGCUGGCGUUGAUGCGCUGAGUCCGGGCGGCUAUGACGAGUACAGAAAAGAGGCUGGAGCGAGCAUGGGGAGUCGCUUGAGUGGCAUGGAUCGACAGCCCAGCCACACGGGAAGUGGCUACAGCUUUAGCGGCGGUCCGGAGCGGUUAUAA